Trypanosoma brucei brucei TREU927 is the source of this 1245-nucleotide messenger RNA. RefSeq lists its product as hypothetical. The coding region runs from base 1 to 1245 and encodes 414 amino acids. Lineage: Eukaryota; Euglenozoa; Kinetoplastea; Trypanosomatida; Trypanosomatidae. The transcript has a single exon. The record is from RefSeq and is a predicted model, not a curated record.
AUGUCCACCAACUACGCACUGGCGUCUCAGUGCCAGCUACGCCGUGAUGAGUUAGGUGAGCUUUUAGCCCUUGCGACCAUCGUGGAAUCGCACAGCAAGAUGCCAGGCUCCGUUGAUGGUGGGGUCGGUAAUAAUAGUAUUAGCACCGAAUCAUCGGACCGGAACGCCAUCGUGGCUUUGUGGCAUACCUUUCUCACUAGCGCACAUGUACGCUCUCUGACGACUGAUACGUUGGUGCGUGUGUCCAUACCUAAAAGUAAGCAGCAAUUACUUAUCCACGAUAACGAACAUAUUCGCCCAGCCGCUCAGUCAAGUGAAUCGACGAAGAAUAAACAGCAGUAUUAUCGCCUGGGGAGCGUCAUGACAAUCGUACCACAUCCUCGAGUAGUGCCAGAAAACCAGCAAACCACAGCGACUAACGCCAAUGAUGUCGGUACGGCGGCACACCUGUCCAGUUGGUUGCUUCAGAUUAACUUUGGGGAUGUGGCAGACCUUCUUAGCGCGAAAUACGUGUCCAAUGAGCCCUUUACGGCAGAGGAACACACAGUUUACGUACGGUCGUAUGUGGCUAAGUGCCUAAACUCGAAUAUUCCCCUUUCCUCCACAAGUUAUGCAGAGGUUGUAGCGCGAAACGUUAAGGACAUUCAUCGUUUUGUAGAGGCUGUGAAAGUACAUCGUAAAGGGAACGGGGAGACGGCUUUGCAACCCUCAAGCGGCGUUACUCUUGGAGCCACAAAACGAUUGCGCUCUGAGGUGGGCGAUGUCGGAGAUGGGGUUGAUAAUGAUUCUGACGAUGAUGACUUUACAUACAGGACGGUGGGUAACGGAUACGGUUCCGAUAAGCAUGACCGACAGGCGAAGUUGGUGGAAGACCAGGAGAGACGGCUCGUCGCUUUACGCCAGCAUUUGAACAGCAAGAACAAUGAACUUCAACGUCUCCUCCAAGCGCAGAAGCGCGCCGCCGCUGACCACCUAGCUCAACAGGAGCAAUGGAACAUAAAGGCAGAGUCUCAAGGAACUGCAUUGCGACGAGCGGAGAAGGAGCUAGUGGAGGAACGUGCCAAACGGCAGCAACAGCAAGAGAAAACUGAUAAGCUUAUCACGCAACUGAAACGGCUAGCGGAGCAAACACGCAAGUUCAAGGACGUCUCUGACACCGUAGCAGAGUGGCUGUGUGUAUCCUCCAGACAACCGGAGGAAGUGCGGGCGCGUGUGCAGGAAAAAAUGGCAGAGAAUAAGAAUUAA